AAAUAUUUGUAGAACGCAUCCCGCGGGGGUUGUAGCGUUUUGCGUUUUGCGUUCUGCCAUUGCCGUAGCCGUAGCCUCUGCUGCUGCUGCUGCCGCCUCCAACUCGGAUCGCUUCAGUUGCAGUUAAACUUUUAACCCGCACGGUAUUGCCGCCAUGAGCUACUACUACUCAUCGGCGUCCGAGGAGGACUGCAGUUCCCAGUACUUGGGCAGUCCCAACUACAAUUUGGCUGCUAUGUCAGGACCUUCACAGGAUUACGGCCCAUCGGCCUUUCUAUCGCCGGACUGGACAUUCCUGGACGCUUCCGUUGGAAAUGGCUUGGAGCUAGCUCCCGCAUCCUCCUCAUCUGUAGCUUCCCUGGACAUCCAGACGCCAAGUGAAAAUAAUAUCCUUAUCAACCGCAAACGCCGUAGCGAUAGCUCUGGAGGAUCAGACACCCAGAAAAGUAGUCCAGCCGGACAGACGACUGUCCUCAGUCCCACCGUGCAGAAGCGAAGACGUCAGGCUGCCAAUGCCCGGGAGAGGAAGCGCAUGAAUGGCCUGAACGAGGCAUUCGACCGCCUGAGGGAGGUGGUGCCCGCCCCCUCCAUAGACCAGAAGCUAUCCAAGUUCGAGACUCUCCAAAUGGCCCAGUCCUACAUCCUGGCACUGUGCGAUCUCCUCCAGAACGGCGAUGUGGAGGUGGAUGCUGCCGCCUAUACGAUUUUCGGUGAUGGCGAAGGAAGUUUUGGAUUAAACGGAAGCGCCUUGACUUAGUUGGAUGCUCGAGUAUAUUUAAGUUUUGUGAUUUUCAUCUUACUGUAGAAUAGUUUAAUGAUAACGAUGAAUAAAGUUUAAAAAAA
Messenger RNA from Drosophila ananassae, 843 nucleotides. It is a transcript of the gene cato, whose product is annotated as protein lin-32. Lineage: Eukaryota; Metazoa; Arthropoda; Insecta; Diptera; Drosophilidae. Bases 155 to 757 code for a protein of 200 amino acids. The record is from RefSeq and is a predicted model, not a curated record. The transcript has a single exon. Gene Ontology annotation, molecular function: protein dimerization activity.